Molecule: messenger RNA, 760 nt
Organism: Eruca vesicaria subsp. sativa (arugula)
Lineage: Eukaryota; Viridiplantae; Streptophyta; Magnoliopsida; Brassicales; Brassicaceae
Source: the annotation of a GenBank genome assembly
GACACUUUCUCCAUAAGUCCAAAGCCACAACCCCAAACUUUGUAAUCGAAAUCCCAGUCUUGUCAAAAUUUGAUCAGGGAAAAGCUAGAAAUGGCGGGAGAGAGUCAGACGUGUAUAUUCUGUCAGAUCGUGAACGAUCCCAACUCCGCUACUCGUCUCCUUCACACCGAUGAGAAAGUCGUGGCGUUUCAAGACAUCAAGCCCGCCGCCCGGAGGCACUACCUGGUCAUUCCAAACGAACACAUUCCCACUGUGAGAGACCUCCAGAGAAGUGAUGAAGACUACUCUUUGGUUAAACACAUGCUACGUGUGGGACAAGAACUGCUACAGAAAGACGCUCCUCAAACCAUUCACAGAUUUGGUUUUCACCCGCCGCCUUUUAACAGUGUCGAUCAUCUCCAUCUCCAUUGUUUUGCAUUGCCUUAUAUGCCCAGAUGGAAAGUCGUCAAGUACAAGUCUUUGGGACCUUUCGGUGGGUUUAUUGAAGCAGAGAAACUUCUGGAGAAGUUAAGGCCUCUUCCUUCAAACGUGUAACUAAAACCAACCUAUCUAACUUCAUUUCGGUGCUAAAAUUGGUGCUGUAACUCUUUUCUAUUCUUUUUUUUUUUGCUGGCAUGUCUGUUAUGAAAUGCCACAUAUCAUUGUUGGUUUUGAAUGUAAGAAGGACGUGUCUUGUAGUUUUAUGUAAUUUAUGUCGCUUGCCAAUAGUUGUAGGCAGUGACGCCAUUCUCACUUUUUUGACAUAAUUGAUGGGUGUGAA